Cladophialophora yegresii CBS 114405 is the source of this 957-nucleotide messenger RNA. RefSeq lists its product as uncharacterized. The transcript has a single exon. Bases 1 to 957 code for a protein of 318 amino acids. The record is from RefSeq and is a predicted model, not a curated record. NCBI's taxonomy places the organism in Eukaryota, Fungi, Ascomycota, Eurotiomycetes, Chaetothyriales, Herpotrichiellaceae.
AUGCCGCCCGGACUUCGUGAGCGCCUCGCACGAGUCGGCAAAGAGGACAACAAGGACGGGACUGGACGUCCAAAGAGACAAUCACGAGUUCCCGAUCGAUUUGGCCAGGCCUCGGCAGCUUCGGGUGACCUGGAUAGCAGGGGUAAACGCGAUCGACUCGACGAACUCAAGGACAACACCUAUCAACCAAGCAGGCGUAACAACCGCGUCCCGUCCAAAGAUAUUUCAGGUUCUGAACGCCCUCGACCACGUACCCGCCGCCAGCGCCUUGCUGCAGCUCGGCAGACCCCUAAGACCACCAAUUCUCGAGAACCGAAAUCCACCGGCUCCACCUCCGAGUCCUCGUAUGAUGAAGCUCCUGCAGACGAGGUCCUGUCCUUUCUCAUGCAAAUCGAGCCUGGCACGCUACCCGCGGACUUCGACAUCCGCACGUUCCUCGCCGCUGCUCCGAAGAAGAAAGUCAAGAAGCACCCUUCACCGCCGCCCGACAUUGAGCCGAUGCUUCCUAACCUGUCGCAGCUCGCAAAAGAACCUGUUCCCACUGCCUUCCAAGAACCUCAUGACCAAAUCUGGAUGGCUGGUUUAGUCUGGCUCCAUCAUGUCUUGCAAGAAGGCAAGGCAGAGCGUAGAACUCCUCAGAGGCCCUUCGAGGAUGUCAAGAGGUGGUGUUUAUGCCCCAGAGGCGACGUGAAAGGAUGGUCGGGUUCAGUCCAGUGCGAGGAUCUAACAUGCUCAAUUACGUGGUAUCACUGGGAGUGCUUGACCGAGUUGGACCAGGUGCUUGCACAGAAGUACCAGACCUGGGCUUGUCUGCGUUGUCUGUUCCAGCGAGCACUCCAAUUCUUCACGCACUUCCUCGAGUCAUGGCUCAAUGGUGUCACAGGCCUAGAGCACACCGCCAUCACCAACCGGCUACAGAAGGUUGUGGACGAGAUCAACCUCACAGUGGAGUGUUGA